Molecule: messenger RNA, 1596 nt
Organism: Hirsutella rhossiliensis
Lineage: Eukaryota; Fungi; Ascomycota; Sordariomycetes; Hypocreales; Ophiocordycipitaceae
Exons: 5
Coding region: 1-1596 (531 amino acids)
Biological process (GO): regulation of transcription by RNA polymerase II
Cellular component (GO): nucleus
Molecular function (GO): RNA polymerase II transcription regulatory region sequence-specific DNA binding; DNA-binding transcription factor activity, RNA polymerase II-specific
Source: RefSeq, a predicted model, not a curated record
AUGGCCUCGCAACAGGCAGUAAGUGUACUGGCUGUUGCUUCUGGCGACAACUCAUGCCAGCCUGACCUCGUUCGGCGCAACUGCGCAAAACGCAAGACGAUCCCAUCAAUCAUUGGCCAGCCACGUGACCCUCGACAUGGCCCAUUCCAGCUCGCGGUCCCCACGAAGCACGCUCUCACGCGCAACCCUGACAAAAAUCCCGCCUCCGGAACUGCCACCAUGGACCCUAACCCAGUCUCCACAACCAGCUGGCUGGCACCUGGGGCCGGAACCGUCCCUGCACUCUCGCUGCCUCCGCCACCAGACAUUUCUCACGCCUUGGACGUCCGGAAUAGAAGCCGCGGCGCCAAGGGUAGUCCGAGCUCUGGACCGGCAAGCCUACGUCCCUCAAACCCCUUUACAGAACGGCCAACGUUUUCUGCUCCCCUUUCUUCAACAUCGUCCAUCUGCUCACAGAACAAUCUGGCACCGUUCGUUGUCAACUGGAGCGCGUUCAGCGUCAAGGAACAAUCCGGCGCCGUUCGCUUUCAACUGGAGCGCAUCAUCUGGAGAAAGGCAAUCGCCACCUCUCUUGCCACAGACCUCGUCAUGUUUCUCAUUGGGCACGAACAUGGUCUCAAACCAUAUCCGUACAUCAUGAACGCGGAAGCAGCGGGUCGGCCCUAUGCACAAUCCAUGCGACCGUACAGGUGCGACCAGUGCACGCAGUCAUUCAACAGAAACCAUGACCUGAAGAGACACAAGGGGAUACACUUGGACGUGAAGCCGUUUCCAUGCAAAUCAUGCAACAAAAGUUUCUCGAGGAAGGACGCCUUGAAGAGGCAUUGUUUGGUCAGGGGAUGCAAGGCCGAAAGCCCAACAAGAGUGGAACACACCAGGGAUCGGCAGUCUGCCAUGGAUGCGGAUACUGACGAAUCAGCAUCACAAAAGUGUCGCAUAAUGGUCCAUACUGAUGACCCGCCGCUUCGACCUGCGAGCAGGGACGACGAGCAACGACUGAUGCCCGACUCUCAAUCACCCAACGGCGCACUUUCCAAAGCGGAACAAGUUGAAGAUGCUGUCCUAACCGUCGCUGAACUAUCCACCCCGACUCAACAACUGUCUCAGACGCCUCGGAGUGACGGAAGUUCAGUCAUCACAGAGAGAUACGUCGAUAAGCGGAAAAGGCAGAUCGUCGACAGGGUUGUUUUGCAUGUGACCCAGUGGCUCCGGUCAAGGUUUGACGCAGCCUAUAAGUCGGCCGGCCGCAGUUCACGAGGUGUAUCGAGCCCGUCUGGAGAACCAUCGGGUUCGGGCUCAACCGCAAAGACGUCACCUGCCGGAAAAUCUGGAGGCGGAAAGAGGCGGAAACUGGUACAAACGGAAGAUUACGAGGCGGACAACAACGAUGAGGAUGAGCAGCAAGACGAUGAACAGAACAACGGCAAGUCUUCCCCAAAAGGCAAACACUCCAAGUACGCUUGCCCGUACUUCAAAUACUAUCCAGCCAAGUAUAAAGAUUGGAGGAUUUGGAACAUCUCUACCGACGUCAUCGGCAGCCAAGAUACCGCUGCGGACGCUGUUGGCAGCCUUUCAAAGACGAGCAGGGCUAUCUAG